This is a messenger RNA of Rhagoletis pomonella (apple maggot), 5768 nucleotides long. RefSeq lists its product as uncharacterized. Gene Ontology annotation, biological process: regulation of transcription by RNA polymerase II. Lineage: Eukaryota; Metazoa; Arthropoda; Insecta; Diptera; Tephritidae. Gene Ontology annotation, molecular function: RNA polymerase II cis-regulatory region sequence-specific DNA binding; zinc ion binding; DNA-binding transcription factor activity, RNA polymerase II-specific. The record is from RefSeq and is a predicted model, not a curated record. The transcript is spliced from 9 exons. The coding region runs from base 155 to 5638 and encodes 1827 amino acids. Gene Ontology annotation, cellular component: nucleus.
AUUGGGUACCGACAAUUCUGCACAUCACUAAUCUAGGUCGAUAUUGCGGUCGGGUUUUACGUUGUUUUUCUGAUAAAUCGUCCAGAACUGUAUUAAUUCUUGCUCCACCAGUGAUAAAAGCUUCCUGAGUUCCUACCAAAAGUGUGUGCAUUUAAUGGCAAUUGAAAUUGAAAAGAUUUGUCGUACUUGCCUGGGCCUCAGUGGCCCCUUGCUUGGUAUUUAUGAUGGAAAUGACAAUGGAAAAUGCAUUGGCGACAUGUUGCAUGAUUUUACAAAAAGCAAGCCAAGACGUGAAGACAAACUGCCGGAAAAGGUUUGCUUAUCAUGCAUCAGCGAGAUUAAUCGUUGCUAUUCCUUCAAGUUGAAAUGUGAGAAUUCCUUUAAAACACUACGUCAGCUAGUACCUGAUUCACUUCUUGACGAAGCCAACGUUAUAGUAUCAAAAGCCGAAGUAGAACAGGCUCACAAAGGUGUACAAACCAUACCGGAAGACAAAAUGUGUUUAGCUACAACAUGCAACCAAACAAAACUCGAUGUGGAAAAAACUAACCGCUAUGUGCAGACGACACCAAUGUGCAACGUUACGUGUGAUAGGUCAACAUCGCCAUUAAUAAUGGAACAUUGUGACACAAGCAGAUUUAAUAGAGUUAAGUCAGAAAAUGCUUUGGAAAUUGAAGUUGAAGAAAGAGGUAGCAUUCAGUUUAUAAAGGAUCUCCGGCAUGCGCGAUCGGUUAAACGAACACGAUUCGAGGAGGAAACGGAAUUAAAAGUUACAGAUGUAAUUAUGGACAUCUAUAAAGAUGCGGCCGAGAUAGGUGAACAUUCUGAUGCAAUUAUCUUGUAUUCAACAAUGCCUGAAGACUCGAACGGAACAAAGGAAAACGAGGCAAUCUACAAUCAGUUUUCCAAUUUUAAAUCAGGAAAUGAAAGCGAGGAAAAACUCACAAAAUGUAUUAAUAGCGCGGGGGAACCAAAGCAAAUGAAACCAGAAACUGAUGAAUAUGGGGAAGAGCAAGUUUACGCACCGCAUGUGUCUUCCGUUGAAGAUGUGGUGUACAAUGCAGCAGAUGGAGAGGAACUAGGAGGCAAUAAUGGCUUCAUGGUUUGUGAAAAUGAUAGUGGUAAAUCUGAAAUCGUAACAAAGCGGACUGCGGUGACAACACGCUCAGGAUCAACAGCGGAAGUAUAUAAAAAACCAAUAAUUAAAAAAGAGUUGAAAUGUAGUCAUUGCUCGAUGACUUUUGUAAGAGCGAAAUGGUUAGCACAACAUAAAUUAAAUCGGCAUGGCAUUAUUCGAGAAGACAGAAGUGCAGUCAGAAAAGAAAAACAGUCCUCUACAACCACUACAACAACAAAGAGCAAUGGUUUAAGUGGGGAUUCAGAAAAUAGCGACGACAGUGAUAACGCAUCUUUAAACACAACCAAAACAAACCCUGCUCCAUACAAUAAAACUUCCCCCACCAUUCCGCUACCGAUUGAUAACGAAACAAAACCAGCCAAAUUAGUACCCUUCUGUUACACAUGUGGCGCAAGAUUUGCAUUACAAAGAUCACUUACCUAUCAUAGGAAACAAAAUCUUUGCAAUAAAGCAAAGGCCAAGAUAUUUGAAAAUUCUGAAGCAAUUGUAUUGUAUUCAACAAUGCACGAAGACUCGAACGGAACAAACGAAAACAAGGCAACCUACUAUCAGUUUUCCAACUUUCAAUCAGGAAAUGAAAGCGAAGAAAAACUCACCAAAUUUAUUAAUAGCGCGGGGGAACCAAAGCAACUGAAACAGGAAACUGAUGAAUAUGGGGAAGAGGAAGUUUACGCACCGCAUGUGUCUUCCGUUGAAGAUGUGGUUUACAAUGCAGCAGAUGGAGAGGAACCAGAAGGCAAUAAUGGCUUCAUGGUUUCUGAAAAUGAUAGUGGUAAAUCUGAAAUCGUAACAAAGUGGACUGCGGUGACAACACGCUCACGAUCAACGGUGAAAGUAUAUAAAAAACCAAUAAUUAAAGAAGAGUCGAAAUGUAGUCAUUGUUCGAUGACUUUUGUGAGUGUUAAAUGUUUAGCACGACAUAAAUUAAAGCGGCAUGGCAUUACUCGAAAAGACAGAACUGCAGUUAGCAAAGAAAAAGAGUCCACUACAACAAAUACAACAACGAAGAGCGAAGGUUUGAGUGGGCAUUCGGAAAAUAGCGACGACAGUGAUAACGCAUCUUUAAACACAACCACUGCUAAGUGUACUCCAUACAAUAAAAUUUCGCCCACUAUUGUGCUACCGGUUGUUAACGAAACAAAACGAGCUAAAUUAUUACACUCCUGUGACACAUGUGGCGCAGGAUUUGCAUUACAAAGAUCACUUAACUAUCAUUUGAAUCAAGAUCUAUGUAAUAAAGUUACGCACAGCUGUAACAUAUGCGAACGUGUUUUCAUAUCUAAAGAAACAUUAAAAGAACACAAGUCAAUACAUUUGAAAGAAACUAAAUGCACCAAAUGUGACAUGAUUUUUGGCUCGAAUGGCGAACUCAGUAAGCAUAUGGUAGCUAUGCAUAUGCGUAAUUUACGUAAUCAGUGUCCUCAUUGCAACAAAGUUUUCACCACAAUAUCUGCAUUCAAGGAUCACUUGCGUGUCCACAGCGGCCAAAAGCCUUUCGUAUGUGAUAUAUGCAGCAAAGGUUUCAGUCAAAAAACAUAUUUAAAGCAGCAUAUAAUGCGUCAUUCAAAAGAGAGGAAUUUCAAAUGUAACGAAUGUUCAAUGAGUUUCGUCACCAAAGCCGAAUUACGCCGCCAUAAGCGUAUACACACCGGCGAACAUCCUUACCGUUGUGAUGAAUGUUACGCAACAUUUACCAAAUCCAGUUCAUUGGUAAAACACCACAAGCGCAUGCACACUGGCGAACUGCCGUUUGCGUGCGAUUUUUGCUCGAAGCGUUUUGCAUGCAGUACUACGUUGGAAAUUCAUCAACACACGCAUACUGCCGAAAAACCGUACAAAUGUUGCUUCUGUAAGAAAGGAUUUGCCCAGAAGCGGGAAUGCAUCAUACAUCAACUGAAGGAAAAGAUUUUGCUAAGGAAUCGCACCAAGGCACAAAUGAACCGUUGCCGCAUAAAACCCAUGAUACGACUUCUAAAAAAUUGGAUCAAUCCUUGCUCCACCAGUUGUAAAAACUUCAUAAGUGUCGUCCAAAACUUAAUGGCAGUGGAUAUUGAAAAGAUUUGCCGUACUUGCCUUGGUCUCAAUGGCCCAUUGCUUUCUAUUUAUGAUGGGGGCGGUGAGGGAGGAUGCAUUGCCGUCAUGUUGCGAGAUUUUACAAAGAGCAAGCCAAGGCGUGAAGAUAAGCUUCCGGAAAGGGUUUGCUUAUCAUGCAUUAGCGAGAUUAAUCGGUGCUACUCAUUCAAGUUAAAAUGUGAGAAUUCGUGCAGAACACUACGUCAGCUUGUACCUGAUGCCUAUCCUGACGAACCCAACGAGGUAGCAUCAAAAGUAGAGCAGGCUCAUAAAGGUGUACAAACAAAAUCGGAAGUUAAGAAGUGUUUAGCUACAAUAUGUACUCAAACCAAACUCGAGAUAAAACGUACUGACCGCUAUGUACAAACAGCGCCAAUGCGUAAUGUAACUUAUGACAGAUCAACAUCACCAAUAUUAAUAGAGCAAUGUGAAACAAGCAGUCUCAAUAGGUUUAAUUCAGAAAAGGCUUCGGGCGUAGAAAUUGGCCAAGAAAUAGAAGUUGUACAAAGUUGUAGAAUUCAGCGUAUAAAUAAUCUUCGGCAAGCGCUAUCGCUUAAACGGAGACGAGUAGAUCAGGAAACAGAUUUAGAAGGUACAGAAAUCAUUAUGGAAUUACUUACAGAAGACCCCGAAAUAGAUGAAGACACUGAGGCGAUUGCAUUGUAUUCCACAAUACAUGAAGACGUAAAUGAAAGAAACGAAAACACAACCACAUAUUAUCAGUUUUCCAAUUCUCAAUCAGGAAAUGAAAGCGAAAAAGCUGUCGUGAAUAGCGUUAGCAACACGAGCGUAGCAAAUCCUGGGAAACAGGACAAUGAUGAUCAUGAGGAAGAGGAAGUUUAUGGACAGUUUGUGUAUACAGAUGAAGAUGUGUACAAUGCAGCAGAUGGUGAAAAACCAGAAGGGAAUUAUAGUUUCAUGGUUUUUAAAAAUGAGAGUGGUGAAGAAGAUAUUUUAACAAAGCGCUCAGGAUCAACGACGGAAGUAAAUAAAAAACAAAUUAAAGAAGAGCUGUCAUGUAAUCAUUGUUCGAUGACUUUUGUGAGUGCGAAACGUUUAGUACGGCAUAAAUUAAAGCGACACGGCAACGAAGAUACACCAAAAGACGGGAGUGAAGUUAGCAAAAAUAAGGAAUCGGGUACAACAAAAACAACAGCAAAGAGUGCAGCUUUAAGUAAGAAUUUAGAAAAUGGCGACGAUAAUGAAGGUACAAGCUCAACAAAGCCUGCUUCAGCCAAUGUGACUUCCUCUAUUACACCGCAACCGAUUAUUCAAGAAACAAAACCCGCAAAAUUAGUACACUUCUGUGAAACUUGUCAUGCAGGAUUUGCGUUGCGAAGAUCGCUUAUCUAUCAUAGGAAACAAGAUCUUUGCAAUAAAGUUACGCACAACUGUAAUAUAUGCGAACGUGUUUUCAUAUCAGAAGAAACCUUAAAAGAACACAAAUCCACACAUUGGCAAGAACAGGAAUGCACUGAAUGUGACAAGUCUUUUAGCACAAAUGACGAACUCAGUAAGCAUAUGGUAGCUGUGCAUAAGCGUAGUUUACGCAAUCAGUGUCCUCAUUGCAAGAAAGUUUUCACCAUACUAUCUGCACUCAAGGAUCACUUACGUGUCCACAGCGGCGAAAAGCCGUUUGUAUGUGAAAUAUGCAGCAAAGGUUUCAGUCAAAAAACAAAUUUAAGGCAGCAUAUAAUGCGUCAUUCAAAAGAGAAGAAUUUCAAAUGUAACGAAUGUUCAAUGAGUUUCGUCACCAAAGCCGAAUUAUGCUCCCAUAAGCGUACGCACACCGGCGAACAUCCAUUCCGUUGCGAUGAAUGUCAAGCAACAUUUACCAUAUCCAGUUCAUUGGUGAAACACAAGCGCAUACAUACUGGCGAACGACCGUAUGCGUGUGAUCUUUGCCCAAAGCGUUUUACAACCUCAUUUACACUGAAAAAUCAUCGACGCAUACAUACAGGCGAAAAACCGUACAAAUGCCGCUUCUGUAAUAAAACAUUUACCCAGAAGCAAGACUGCAUCAUACAUCAUCGUACUCAUACAGGUGAACGAAAUCAUGUCUGCUUUUGUGGCGAUAAAUUUACCCAUCUGGGUACAUUGCGUACACAUAUGAAAACACACGUUGGGGAUGAUGCUGAUGGCACUACAAAGGCUGUGAGUAGAGGUAAGCGCCAAUCUACUCAAGCGAAAAGCGGUGCUAUUAAACGUAAUCGGGGAAGUGCGGACAUAGCCGAUUUUAGUAUUACUAUUUUGGAUGUGGACGAAGAUGAGGAGGCAGAUGAUGAUGAAACGACCACAGUACUAACGGUGGCACGUGAAGAUAUGGAACGUCUUGUAGCUAGCGAUGCGUUACGAAGCAAUGAAGAAGCUGACUUAGAAAGUGUUGGCGAGGAAAAACUAAUGCAGUUAGCGAUUGAGAAACCAUAGCAAUCAAUGCGCGAAUCAAGGGUAAACAGCGCAGAAAAUUAAAACUAAACAUAAUAGAACAGGCUGCUAUGUCUGGACUUAAAAUUUAAUACAACUAGUUUACGUUAAUAAAAAUAUGUAUGUAAUUAAG